AUGAACAAUAUUGAAAUAUUACAGAAACUUUUAAUUGAAGAAAUCAUAAAUAAACAAUACAGCCAAGAAGAGUUUGAGCAGUAUGUGCAAGCCUAAGCACCAGAGAAAGAUGAUCUAUCAUCGUGGAGUUAUGAGGAUUUAAAAAUAUGUAUAGACAAUUUUCAAUCUCUCAAGAAGAAUUAAAAAUUACCUUAAAAUUAAGAAAACGAAAUCUACGGAUUCUAAAACAUUGAUGAAAAAUUAUACUCAGUAAUUGUUUCAAAUUAACAUAAAAUCUAUAUUGUAUAAAUUCCUAAACUAUUUAGGAUAAUAUCUCUUUGGAUCCCUAUGAAAAAGUUAUAAGAUGUUAAUAAGAAAAGUAUCUUAUUGAAAAUGAUGUUGAGUUAUAAUUUUAAAUUUCACAUAAGAGAUUCAGGAUUAUGGUCUUUUAUCACGUAAAAAAGUAUUGUAGUAUUCUAAAUUUAAACGUUUCCAAUGUAGUGGAAAGUCUAAAGAACUUUACAAGAAUUUGCAGAAUUGAGGAAUAUAAUUUGUCAAUACUUUCCUGAAAAAAUUAUUCCUAGAUUCCCUUAUGGAGGAUACACUAAAUUAGAGGAUAUGCUACCUAUGAUGGAGGAGAUUAUUCUUUCAAUAAAAAAUUUACUCUCCAUUUAUAACAAAAUACCAAUAAUAAGAACAAUAUAGCCUUGUUUGUGGUUUGUUAAUGAAGUCAAUGAUCAAUUGUUAUAAAAGAAACUUAAAGAUGAAUUAUAAAAAGAAAAGAGAUAUAAUUUACAACAAAAAUAGACUAAAACAGGGGAAAUUAAGGUCUCUUUAACUUUUGAUAGUUAUUAAAAAUUCUUAGAUCAAUCAUCUUAUCCAAAAAAUGCUAUCAAUCUCCUCAACUAAGUAAUAGGUAAUAUGAAUGAAUUCUUUGCUUAUCAGAAAAAAUCUUAAGAUUUUUUAGGAAAUGCUGCCUAAUGUUUAUUUGAACUCACUAAUACUUUACCAAAAUAUCCCGAUUAAAGUGGACUUAUUGAUUACAUUAAUUUGGUUAAUGAUCAUUUUAAUUAAAUAAUCUAUGAGAUAGAUGACUCUUGUGCUUUACUUGAUAAUCAUUUAAAAUUAACAUUCGCAAAGUUAUUGGGAAGUCAUAAAUCAUACAUUAGAUUAUGUUAAAAUGUUAAUGAAAUUAAAAAUAAGUUUGUGUAAGAUCAUAAUAAUUUAAAUAAGAAGAAAGAUGAUCUUAUUAAGAAUAAUGAGUUGAAAUUAAUUGUAUAAAGAAUAAUUUAAUAAAACAAAUUUGAUUAAUCUGAAUUUGAUAAAUUAUCAGCAGAUUCUGACUACUUAAAAAGCUUUCUAUAUGUUCCAGAAACUUAAUAAAAUUAACAACUUUAGGAUCAAUUAGUGUAUAUGAUACAAUAAUUUUCUAAGGCUAUGGAUGAAUAAUUUAGAGCUGACUUACUUAAAGUAAAUGCAAAUUUUGGUGGAUUUCUAUAUGCUAAGCAAAAACUAUGCCAAAAAUAUACUGAGCAAUGGAAAGAAUUAGUUAAUAAAUAUGAGUCAGUAAAAAGCAAAUAAGGUUGA
Paramecium tetraurelia is the source of this 1566-nucleotide messenger RNA. RefSeq lists its product as uncharacterized. The transcript has 6 exons. The record is from RefSeq and is a predicted model, not a curated record. Lineage: Eukaryota; Ciliophora; Oligohymenophorea; Peniculida; Parameciidae. Gene Ontology annotation, molecular function: phosphatidylinositol binding.